Molecule: messenger RNA, 1043 nt
Organism: Hermetia illucens (black soldier fly)
Lineage: Eukaryota; Metazoa; Arthropoda; Insecta; Diptera; Stratiomyidae
Product: serine/arginine-rich splicing factor 7-like
Exons: 1
Coding region: 109-786 (225 amino acids)
Biological process (GO): mRNA splicing, via spliceosome
Cellular component (GO): nuclear speck
Molecular function (GO): zinc ion binding; RNA binding
Source: RefSeq, a predicted model, not a curated record
UUUACUUCAGUAUCCUACUAAAACUCAAGUAGUAGGCAGUGGGAUCAACUCAAGAGUGAAGUUAUCUUUUGUUUAAUUUUACUUACUAUCACGGAAAAGGAAUUGAAUAUGUCUUCGUAUAAAAUGUCUCGUGAACCGAGCAAUCGUAAGGUUUUUAUCGGUGAUUUAGCCAGGGAUGCUCGCAAGGAUGAAGUCGAAGACGCCUGUAGAAAGUAUGGACGCGUAAUGGAUGUUUGGUUAGCCCGUAACCCUCCUGGAUUUGCGUUUGUGGAGUACGAGGAUGAGCGUGAUGCAGCUGAUGCCGUUCGCGAUUUGGACGGCCGUGAUAUCUGUGGAAGGCGAGUACGAGUAGAGCUUUCGUCAGAACGCUCACGCCGUGGUAGAGGACCGAAAUCUGAUAGCAAGUGUUAUGAAUGCAACCAACGUGGCCAUUUCGCUCGUGAGUGUCGAGAUCGCAGAGUGAACCGACGCGACCGUGGCUAUUCCAGGGAUCGACGAUCACCACCAAGUCCUCGCCGCAGUCGGUCGCCAAGAAGACGACGUGACCGAUCGCCUAGUUAUCGGCGUGAAAGAUCAGCCCCUAGACGUACGCCAAGUAAUGGACGUGACAGGUCUAGGUCAGGAUCAAAAGGUUCAGGAAAGCGUCACAGAUCACCAAGUCAGCAACGAUCGAAAUCUCCAAGCCAUCGCGGAAGAAGCUACUCUCGAUCUCAGAGUGUUGACAGCGCAAGAAGUCGUGGGUCCCGUGAUCAGGAAUCUAAGAGGCGUCGCCGUAGUCCUGAAUAAGCUAUGUAGUUAUGUUUUGCGAAAAAAAGUAGGGGCAAUUUACAUGAGUUUAUGGCAGGUUGUGGUAUACCCAUUAUUUGAUUAAAUUUAUUAUUAUACAACAACAGAUAUAUGUAUUUGCCUCUAAAUCAAUCUUAUUUAAGUUAAAAGUAAUCUUUCAGCAGAGAAUAUACUUCAAAUUCGAAUUAUACCUUCUUUAAUUCACUUUUCAACUGUAAUAGAAAUUUGUAGUCCAAUAAAAGUCCAUAAACUAAAUA